Camelina sativa (false flax) is the source of this 993-nucleotide messenger RNA. NCBI's taxonomy places the organism in Eukaryota, Viridiplantae, Streptophyta, Magnoliopsida, Brassicales, Brassicaceae. The record is from RefSeq and is a predicted model, not a curated record.
AUGGACAAUGCCAUGAGAUCAGCCAUAGGAAGCUUUGCAUUGGUUCAGCCAUAUUUCAAGCUGCUCUUACAGACAAAUCCAAACUCAAGAGUUGCCCUCAAAACGGAAUUAGAUAGCAAUGGAGUUGAUCGGUUUAAGUAUCUCUUCCUUUCACUGCACACAUCAAUCCAAGGAUACGCAUACAUGAGAAAGGUAAUCGUCAUAGACGGUACGCACCUACGAGGCAGAUAUGGAGGCUGUCUCAUUGCUGCAAGUGNUUGGAAGGCAUGUAGAGCGAGGGAAAUAGCGAUGGACAAUGCCAUGGGAUCAGCCAUAGGAAGCUUUGCAUUGGUUCAGCCAUAUUUCAAGCUUCUCUUACAGACAAAUCCAAACUCAAGAGUUGCCCUCGAAACGGAAUUAGAUAGCAAUGAAGUUGAUCGGUUUAAGUAUCUCUUCCUCUCACUGCACGCAUCAAUCCAAGGAUACGCAUACAUGAGAAAGGUAAUCGUCAUAGACGGUACGCACCUACGAGGCAGAUAUGGAGGCUGUCUCAUUGCUGCAAGCGCUCAGGAUGCAAAUUUUCAGGUGUUCCCUCUUGCGUUUGCAAUAGUUAACAGUGAGAACGAUGACGCGUGGACGUGGUUCUUACAGAAGCUAACGGACGUCGUGCCAGACGAAGCAGACCUGGUGUAUCCAAUGUCAUCGCAUGCGGCGUGCGUGGUCCACCUAAAGAGGAACAUCAUUGUGAUUUUCAAGUCAGAGGCUUUGGGCGCAUUGGUGUCGAGCGCAGCGAGAGCUUACAGACUAGCUGAUUUCAACAAACUCUUUGCAAAGAUCGCAAUGAACAGCAAAUGUGCAGACUACCUAACUGGCAUCGGUUUCGAGCACUGGACGCGAUCACACUUCGUGGGGGAACGUUUCAACGUAAUGACAAGCAACAUAGCUGAAUCCUUAAACAAUGUGUUGACUAUGGCACGUGAUUACCCCGUUAUUUCGAUCCUUGAGACCAUCUGA